Molecule: messenger RNA, 780 nt
Organism: Acanthisitta chloris (rifleman)
Lineage: Eukaryota; Metazoa; Chordata; Aves; Passeriformes; Acanthisittidae
Gene: RLIG1
Product: chromosome unknown open reading frame, human C12orf29
Exons: 6
Biological process (GO): response to reactive oxygen species
Molecular function (GO): RNA ligase (ATP) activity
Source: RefSeq, a predicted model, not a curated record
AUGCGGGGUGCGGUGCAGAGCAAGGUGCCGUGUCUGUUCCUCACCGAGGUGAAGGAGGAGCCGUCGGCCAAGCGGGAGCGACAGCCAUUUAAAGUUUUGGCAACUGAAACUAUAACUGGAAAGGCAUUAGAGUCAGAUAUACACAAUGCAAUUCCUACUGAGAAGGUGGAUGGAACCUGCUGUUACGUAACUACAUAUAAAGGGAAACCCUAUCUAUGGGCCAGGCUGGAUAGAAAACCCAACAAACAAGGUGACAAGAGGUUUAAACGAUUCUUGUAUUCGUUGGAAGAUUGCAAAGAAUUUGUUUGGAAUAUUGAAGAGGAUUUCAAGCCCGUUCCAGAUACCUGGAUUCCAGCAAAGGACAUAGAGUUCUCUAAUGGCAAUCCUUUGCCUGAUGAAAACGGACAUAUGCCAGGUUGGGUCCCUGUGGAGAAAAAUAGUAAGCAGUACUGCUGGCACUCAUCUGUGGUAAAUUAUGAGGCUGAAAUAGCACUGGUAUUGAAACGCCAUGCUGACCCAGGGCUUCUGGAAAUCAGUCCAGUGCCAUUAUCAGAAAUUUUGGAACAAACAUUGGAGCUUAUUGGGACCAAUAUUAAUGCAAAUCCAUAUGGAUUAGGAAGCAAGAAGCACCCUGUCCAUCUUCUGGUACCACAUGGAGCAUUUGAAAUAAAGAAUCCACCUACUUUGAAGCACAAUGACAUACUGUCUUGGUUUGAAAGCUGCAGUGAGGGUAAAGUUGAAGGAAUUGUGUGGCAUUGUCAUGAUGGGUGUUUAAUCAAG